AUGUGUAACAAUAAUGCACCCUCAGUGAACCAGGUCCUCACCUCCUACCUGUGGGUCCGUCAGGCCUGGCUGGACGCCCACCUCGCGUGGGACAAGGACGCUUACGGCGGCAUCGACAGCAUCCGCAUCCCCAGCAGCUACGUCUGGCGGCCGGACAUCAUCAUCCUCUACAACGACGCCGACGACGGCUUUGGCGGCUCGGUGGAGACCAACGUGGUGCUGCGCUCCGACGGGCACAUCACGUGGGACUCGCCCGCCAUCACCAAGAGCUCCUGCAAGGUGGAUGUCUCCUACUUGCCCUUCGACGGGCAGCGGUGCCGCCUCACCUUCGGCUCCUGGACCUACAACGGGAACCAGAUCGACCUCCACAACCGGCUGCACACCUACUACAUCGCCACCAUGACCAUGAUCACGGCCUCCACCGCGCUGACCAUCUUCAUCAUGAACGUCCACCACUGCGGCCCGGGGCCCCGGCCCGUGCCCCCCUGGGCCAGGUGGCUCAUCCUCCACCACAUGGCCCGGCUCUGCUGUGUCUAUGAGGUGGGCGAGAGCUGCAAGAGCCCCCAGCGGGUGCUGGGCAGGCGGGCGGGCAGGGAGGACACUGGGGGGCCGGGGGAGAGCCCCACGGAGAGAGAGGUGGGUGCCGAGGCAGGGGGCUGUCCCCGGGACCACUGCCUGUGCCACCACGAUGGCCUGCUGAGGAACGUGGGCUAUGUCGCCGGCUGCUUCCGGCAUCACCAAGCCUCCCAGCGCCGGACCGGCGAGUGGAAGAAGGUGGCCAAGGUGAUGGACCGCUUCUUCAUGUGGGUCUUCUUCCUCAUGGUCUUCCUCAUGAGUGUGCUGGUCCUGGGCAAUGCUGCAUGA
Messenger RNA from Chroicocephalus ridibundus (black-headed gull), 864 nucleotides. RefSeq names its product neuronal acetylcholine receptor subunit alpha-10-like. The record is from RefSeq and is a predicted model, not a curated record. NCBI's taxonomy places the organism in Eukaryota, Metazoa, Chordata, Aves, Charadriiformes, Laridae. Gene Ontology annotation, molecular function: transmembrane signaling receptor activity; acetylcholine-gated monoatomic cation-selective channel activity. Bases 1 to 864 code for a protein of 287 amino acids. The transcript has 4 exons. Gene Ontology annotation, cellular component: postsynaptic membrane; neuron projection; plasma membrane. Gene Ontology annotation, biological process: regulation of membrane potential; nervous system process; chemical synaptic transmission.